CAUCUUGCUAUCAUAGUGUUGUCAGGUGUUGUUCUCAAGAUGAAGUGACAAGGUAACUUCUAGUAACAAGCAAUUGAUACGAUCCCCCUCUAAACUGCUAGCAAUGCAGAUGGAUGUGAACUGGUUUGACGCAAAUGUAAGGGUGUUUUGAUACCUGGAGAUAACAAAAGAGUGCUACUCUUCAGCCCGUGCAGACCCCAUCUUCUAAACUCGAGAGACAAACUUAAUUCUCCCACCCACACACAUGACCACUGCGUUCCUCUCAUGCUGGGCCCAGCGCCAUGCCUGACCGGGAUAGUGCCUACCUGGCAGGUGGCGGCGGAGGAGGCAGUGGCACAGGAGUGGGCUCAAGUAUAGGCGAAGAGGCUGGUGCAGGUGCAGGCUUGGGAGGAGCAGAAGGCUGGGGGGGCAUUGGAGGAGGUGUUGGAGGAGGUAGUUCAGGAUCUUCAACCAUGGGUGGAGGAGGCGCUUUGGGAAAUGGAAAUGGCUGUGGGGGAGGGAGUGGUGGGGGGUUUGGCUCUGGUGCCGGCCUCGAUGGUGUGUGCAGAGAUUUUCUGCGGAAUGUUUGCAAGAGAGGAAAGCGCUGUCGCUUCCGACACCCGGACUUCAACGAGGUGCCUGAUUUGGGGGUACAGAAAAAUGAGUUCAUUUUCUGCCAUGACCACCAAAACAAGGAAUGUGUGCGCUCAAAUUGCAGGUUCGUCCAUGGCUCUAAGGAGGACGAGGACUACUAUAAAAAGACUGGGGAACUCCCACUCAGGCUCAGGGGCAAGGUGGCUGCGGGACUUGGCUUGUCUCCAACUGACCUGCCUUUGAGUCGCGGGGAAGUGCCCAUCUGCAGGGACUACCUUAAGGGUGAAUGCCAGCGUGGCAACAAAUGUAAGUUCCGCCACGUCAGGAAGGACUAUGAAUAUGAACCGACGCGUGUCGGCGUUGGCGGCGUCAUGGGUCCAGGCGGAGUGAGUGGAAUGGUAAAUGUGGGCGGGGUGGGAGUUGGAGGCACAGGCGGUGCCUGUGGGGGAAUGUCGGGGUUGGUUAGCGCCACCGGUGCCAACAUGAUGGGAAUGGGGUACUCCAACCUCGGGGGUUACAGGGAUCAGGGCAUGACGGGAGGAGGGGGCAGUGUGGGAGGAGGUGGCAUAGGAGGGUGUCUCUCGAUGGGGGCGUCUGGUCAAAGACGCUUUGAACGGGCAUCUGUGUACGACCCCUUGUUCGAGAAUGGCCUGUUUGAGGCGGGGCCUCUGGAGACUCCUAUGGAUCACGCAACGCUUCAGCUGAAGAGACGACGGCUGGAGGGGUUUCGCCUCGCUGAUGGAGCCGGAGGGGGACACUAUGAGCUGGGGGUGCAGGCCACCCUCCCAGUCCGCCCGCUGGAGUACAGGAUCCUGGAAGAAGAGAAUGCUCUCCUACGGAGAAGAGUUGAAGAGUUGAAGAAACAGGUAUCAAAUCUUAUUGCUACCAAUGAGGUCCUUCUGGAGCAGAAUGCACAGUUCCGGAGCCAAACCAAGGUCAUGACUCUCUCGUCAACCCCGGCGCCCUCGGAGCAGAGUCUGGUGCCCCCUGUUGGAUCAGUGAGCUCCUACAACCACGGCAUCGCCCAGACGCACACCACUCUAAGCAGUGCCGGCCUGCAGCCCCGACCCGUCACCCAGCAGGACCUGGUGGCUCCCACCGGAGCUCCUACGGCCCCUCCGUCUAACAGUGCUCCGCCCCCUGCUCCCCACCUCAACCCCGACAUCACCCCCCUGUCGGCAGCCCUGGCACAGACUAUUGCUCAGGGGAUGGCACCACCUGUGUCCAUGGCGCCAGUGGCCGUGUCUGUGGCACCGGUCGCCGUGUCAAUGGCUCAGGCGUUGCCAGGCAUCACUAUGAGUCACGCCACCACUCCGAUGGUGUCUUAUCCCAUCGCCAGCCAGAGUAUGAGGAUCACAACGAUACCACAUUGAGCCACGUGACUCAUUGCCAUGUGGCGGUAGCCUGGUGCCCUAGAUCCUUCACAUAUCCGUAUAUUAACCCUCACACUUGAGCCACAUCGCAACUUUAUAUUUUAUCUUUUAUCUUUUGUUGUCAUAUCAUGCUAGUUGUUUUGAAAAUGUGCGUAUAAAGUGGCUCUAUUUCUGAUCUGACCGUUCAAUGGCAGUUCAAAGGCUCGUCUAUUUGGAGGACCUGGACGUUCGUCCUGAUCUGCCUUUAUAGAUGAUGGCUUUAGAAAUGGUGUGAACACCUUUUAUGUCUUGACGUGUGAACUUGUGAAUAUGUGUAUGCCAAAGGAACUUCUGAAACGUUGGCAUUGAAAUACAUGUUGGCAAAUGUCAAAAAAGUAUUUGACAAGGAUGGAUCUUUGUUAAUACAAACACAUUGCCCUGGACAAGAUGAGUAAUAAUAAGCAAACAGACAACAGACUUUAUGCUACCAGGAGACCCUGAGUUUCACAUUUGUUAUUAACUCUUUUCUGGUUGGCUGUGAGUUUGUUGUUUUACAUAAAAUGAACAGUCUCAAA
Sardina pilchardus (European sardine) is the source of this 2500-nucleotide messenger RNA. Its product is annotated as zinc finger CCCH domain-containing protein 10-like. Gene Ontology annotation, molecular function: RNA binding; metal ion binding. Gene Ontology annotation, biological process: regulation of RNA splicing. The record is from RefSeq and is a predicted model, not a curated record. The coding region runs from base 282 to 1946 and encodes 554 amino acids. NCBI's taxonomy places the organism in Eukaryota, Metazoa, Chordata, Actinopteri, Clupeiformes, Clupeidae. The transcript has 3 exons.